AUGGCUCCCUCCAAGGAGUGGCUCGAUGUAGUCGUUCACAGGGAAGUUGCAAAGGAAGCCCCAGAGCCCACAGGGCAUUCCAUCUCACAAGCAGCUCCACAAACAUCCGCUGCUUUUCAUCCCGAACAUCCUCCCCGCUCGGUCACCAUCACGCCGAGCAGAGCAGCACCCAGAACCCGACGCGGCAACAACAACGCUCGGCCCAGAUUGGCCGUCAAUUCUCAUACAGGUAUCGGAUCGCUGACCAGCGCGAUGCAGUCCCAGCCUGCUGCUGCUGCUGCUUCAGGCUCCAGAUACAGCGGGCAACAGUAUCAUCAAGCGGCAGGACCGUCACGACCGCCAUUGCCAGCUCCAUUCCAGGGGCAGCAGCAUGACCAGCCAAAUCCCUCCGUCUAUAGCGACGACGGCCAGCAGAGCGGCGACGACGACGAGAAUGACCACGGUAACGACCAAGUGCUUCCCAAUGGCAAGCGAAAGAGACCCCUUUCUGUUUCCAGAAACGCAGUUGCAUGCGAGUACAAAGAACGAAAGAAGCCCGGCCUCAGAGCAGGCUAUGGCCGCGAGUUAGAGCAGCGUCUCGACAAUCUCGAAGGGGAACUCAGAAGACACGCCGAGAUCCUUGCGGCACAUGGACUCGAUGUCAACAGCCCUGCUACCGCCAGCAACAAUGCCAACAACAGAAAUAACCAUGCGCCAUCAGGCCAUCGGAGCAAUCCAAGCCUGCAGAGCAACGACCAUGGCACACCGCGCGAUACCGGGCCGCCUCCGGUUUUCGCUUACGCCGGCCCAGAUUCAGCUGAGAGGGCUCUCUUCAUGCAGCACAAACCCUCGACUUCAGCCGAUUUUGGUCUGGGCCCUCGCACUCCAGCGGGCGUCCAUGACAACUUCCAGCACGUGGCAACUACUCAGCCUCAUGUACAGCCGGCCAUAACCCCUAGUGCGGCCGUCCAAGAGUACUAUGGCGCCCCCAGAGCCGUCCCCCAUCAGAUAGCUGGCCCGUCGCUAACAGCCAUUUUGCCGGCCACGCAAGGACAAGGAGGCACUGAACAGGAGCUUCCGCCGUAUACCGUUUGUUACGCCCUCAUGGAGCUAUACUUCAAACACAUCCACCCAUGGUGUCCAAUCCUGGACCGUGAGACGACGAAAGAUCUCUUUUUUGGGGAAAGAAUCCCGAAUGAGGAAGAAAAGAUCUUACUGCAUGCCAUUGUUGCUACAGCCAUGAGAUUCGCAACGAAAAAAAUGCUGCCCAAGGAAAGUCAGCAGCGUUUCUACACCGCGUCUAAACAGCGUGUUUUACUAUAUGGAAUGGAGCAUUCGUCCGUCAUGUCGCUGCAAGCUCUGGUGAUCCUUGCGCUGGAUCUAUGCGGUAGUAGCAACGGGCCCCCAGGAUGGAACAUCAUGGCUCUCAUCACUCGAGGGGUGGUGCAGCUUGGUUUGGCCGUGGAGACGAAUUCUAUGACGGUUUCUCCAAGCUAUCCCUCAAUCUACACUCUUCGCGCCAUGGUCCUUCCAGAACCCCUCGACUUCACAGAGGAGGAGUCCCGAAGAAGGUUGUUCUGGAUGGUAUAUGUGCUCGAUCGUUACGCCACCAUCUCCACGGCGUUUGACUUUGCGCUCGAUGACAAGGAAAUCGACCGGACCCUCCCAUGCCGCGACGAGCUGUGGAUCAAGAACCAUAAAGUUGAGACUCGAUGGUUCCACGCCGCUGACGACGAUAGCCGGCUCAACAGCAACAACUCGGCCGACUACCAAGUCAACAAGCCCGAGAAUCUCGGCGCCUUCAGCUACUACAUCGAAAUCCUGGGUAUCCUCUCCAAGAUCCACAAGUUCCUCAAGCAGCCCGUCGAUAUCUCGUCUCUCACCGACGUUGAAAAUUGGCAGCGCCGCUACCGAGAACUCGACACCAUGCUCAAGGUGUGGAAAUUCGAACUCCCCGAUGACUACAACCACAUGGCCAAGAUCUAUGACCAACCCAGGGUUGCCCGUACUUUGAGCUGCGCCUGGAUCAUGCUCCACGCCACCUACCACACCGCCAUCAUUCGUCUGCAUUCAUCAGCCGCAUAUCCCACCGUCCGUUCGCCCAUCUUUUCUCCUUCCUACAUGGCCUCCCAAACCUGCCGCGACGCAGUCAACAACGUCCUCGCCCUGGGCAAAUUCGUCGUCGAAUACAACUUGCUCUCCACACUCGGCCCGCCCUUUGCGUUCACGCUCUGGGUCGCUGCCCGCGUUCUACUGGUCCACGGCAGCACCGUUGAGCACAGCCUCAACCCGGAAAUCAAAUUCUUCGUCGACACCCUGCGCGAAAUGGGUGAGUACUGGCCCGUAGCCACGCGCUACUCCAAUCUCUUGACGCGCGUGCUAGACGAAUACAAGGCCAGCGUGAGCGAGGGUGACGAGGUGACGCCGAGUAGCGUGCGGAUCCUGGCGGACAUGCGACGAACCGCAUUCGAUUUGGACUUGUUGAUUAGUCGCCAGCCUAGGCAUGGCUCGAGGCAACAUGGAGCUUUGACCACCGCGGGCGGAAGCAAUGUGAUGAGCGCAGGCGUCAUGGUGCCUACCAUCAACAACGCCAACGGGCACUUUGCUAUGGGAGCAGGAGGAGGAGGAGCAGGAGGAGGAGUUAACGAUCUGGAAUAUUUCGAUGUCUUUGACUUCUUCAACAUGCCCAGGUUCCCUCUGUCAGCCAUUGCCCCAGGACAGAAUGCCGGCGGGACCGAAACGAACCAGAACCACGGCGCGGACCAGGUGCAUGGUAUGUCAGGCACUGGCGGAAGACGACUAAUUGACAAUAGCGAGGGUAGUAGCAAGCAGCCAGGGCAAGGGAUGAGCAACGAUAUCAUCCAUGGCCCGGCACUGGGAGGAGGAUCGGCACAGGGAGUGGGGGAGUUCAAUAUCAUAGAUUUUAUGGUGCAUCCAGAGCGCGAUUGGCUUGGAAACUCUCGCGGUUCUUCUUGGGUCGAUGCCACCGGAUCUGGAUCUGGAUCUGGAUCUGGAGCAUCUGGAGUUGGAGGAAGGCCUGAACAGGGGGUUGCCGCUACUGGCUCUAGGACUAGAACUGGGAGUGGGAGUGUGGAGGGUGCUGGGGCUACUCAUCAGGGCUAG
Neurospora tetraspora is the source of this 3102-nucleotide messenger RNA. Its product is annotated as fungal-specific transcription factor domain-containing protein. The record is from RefSeq and is a predicted model, not a curated record. The transcript has 3 exons. The coding region runs from base 1 to 3102 and encodes 1033 amino acids. Gene Ontology annotation, cellular component: nucleus. Gene Ontology annotation, biological process: DNA-templated transcription. Gene Ontology annotation, molecular function: DNA binding; zinc ion binding. NCBI's taxonomy places the organism in Eukaryota, Fungi, Ascomycota, Sordariomycetes, Sordariales, Sordariaceae.